GUCGCCGUCGCCGAUCGAUGCAGUUUCUCUACGAGCAAAACUUGCAUGGUGCGUGGCAGCAGUGUUGAAUUUCCUAUUCGUAGUUCGUGAAACCGUUGUCGUCGAGUGCGCGAAAAUAUCUCCUCAGUAUUGUCGCUUUUGAGUAGUACGAGUUUGGAACCGGUGAACAACGAUGCCGACCGUCGGAGUGAAACGCGAUCUGCUGUUCCAAGCGCUCGGAAAGACCUACACGGACGAUGAGUUCCAGAAGCUGUGCUUCGAAUUCGGCCUGGAGCUGGAUGAGGUGACCACCGAGAAGCAAAUGAUCACCAAGGAACAGGGCGAGGUGGAUGCGGCAAAGGAUGCCUCGGAGGAGAUCAUCUACCGGAUCGACAUUCCGGCCAAUCGGUACGAUCUGCUGUGUUUGGAGGGACUGGUGCUCGGGCUGCAGGUGUUCCUUGGGAAGAUUCCGUUCCCGCAGUUCAUGAAGGUGGAUCCGGCCAAAGGCGCCGCCGUCCAGAAGAUGGUAAUCACGGAGGCUACGAAGCAGAUUCGUCCCUUUGCUGUGGCGGCCGUUCUGAGGGAUGUUACCUUCACGAAGGACUCGUACAACAGUUUCAUCGAUCUGCAGGACAAGUUGCACCAGAACAUCUGCCGGAAGCGUGCGUUGGUUGCCAUUGGAACGCACGAUCUGGACACCCUGAAGGGACCGUUCACGUACGAUGCAAAGGCUCCGAAGGAUAUUAAGUUUGUUCCGUUGAACCAGGAGAAGGCAAUGACCGCGGAGGAGCUGAUGGAGUUCUACUCGACGCACGCCCAGCUGAAGGCCUAUCUGCCGAUCAUUCGGGAUUCUCCGGUUUAUCCGGUGAUUUACGAUUCGAAUGGAGUGGUUCUAUCGCUUCCGCCGAUCAUCAACGGGGAUCACUCGAAGAUCAAGCUGGAGACGAAGAACAUCUUCAUCGAAUGUACGGCCACCGAUUUGACCAAGGCCAAGAUCGUCCUGGACACGCUGGUGUGUAUGUUCUCCGCCCACUGCGCAAGGCCUUUCACGGUGGAAGCCUGCGCCGUGGUCAAUCCGAACGGAGAGACGGUUCACUAUCCGGAGCUGGCCUUCCGGAAGGAGAUCGUUUCGGCCGAGAAGGUGAACGCCCUGAUCGGAAUCAAGGAAACGCCGGAAUCGAUGGCCAAGAUGCUCAACCGGUUGCUCCCGACCACCCAAAGCGUCACGAACAAGGACCAGCUGGAAGUCCUCAUUCCUCCGACUCGGCACGACAUGCUUCACGCCUGCGACAUCUACGAGGACGUGGCCAUCGCCUACGGCUACAAUCGCAUCCCGAAGACGCUCCCUGGAACCAUGCACAUCGCCCGGCAGUACCCGCUGAACAAGCUUACCGAACAGCUGCGGGAGCAAAUUGCCCAGGCCGGAUUCACCGAAGGUCUCACCUUUACCCUGUGUUCCCGGGAUGACAUCGCCGCCAAAAUGAACCAGAAGAUCGAGGAAGUCCCCGCCGUUCACAUUGCCAACCCGAAAACCCUGGAGUUCCAAGUCGUUCGGACCACUCUUAUCCCGGGUCUCCUGAAAACCCUAGCCGCCAACCGGAAGAUGCCCCUUCCGCUAAAACUCUUCGAAGUGUCCGACGUGGUCCUGGCGGAUCCGAACGCGGAAGUCGGUGCUCGCAAUCAGCGCCGGGUCUGCGCCGUCAAUUGCAACAAAACGGCCGGAUUCGAGGUGGUCCACGGUUUGCUGGAUCGCGUCAUGCAACUGCUGGAGGUCCCAUGGGAUAAGGAAACCGGAUACUACCUGAAGGCCGUGGAUGAUGCGGCCUACUUCCCGGGGCGGUGCGCUUCCAUCGUGUACAAGGGGGCGGACAUCGGCCGGAUCGGGGUGCUUCAUCCGACGGUGUUGCACUCGUUCGAGAUUACCACGCCCUGCUCGGUGGUGGAGUUCGACAUGGAGCUGUUCGUUUAAAAGGGAGCGGGAAGCUUGACAUCGAUUGGAGAAGUUGGAAUUGGAAUUGCCUUUCCAGUGAAGAAAAGUGAUAAUAAAAUAGACUUCCGAGAA
Messenger RNA from Aedes albopictus (Asian tiger mosquito), 2041 nucleotides. It is a transcript of the gene beta-PheRS, whose product is annotated as phenylalanine--tRNA ligase beta subunit. NCBI's taxonomy places the organism in Eukaryota, Metazoa, Arthropoda, Insecta, Diptera, Culicidae. The transcript is spliced from 3 exons. The record is from RefSeq and is a predicted model, not a curated record. The coding region runs from base 173 to 1948 and encodes 591 amino acids. Gene Ontology annotation, molecular function: magnesium ion binding; ATP binding; phenylalanine-tRNA ligase activity. Gene Ontology annotation, cellular component: phenylalanine-tRNA ligase complex; cytoplasm. Gene Ontology annotation, biological process: phenylalanyl-tRNA aminoacylation.